Messenger RNA from Blastocystis hominis, 525 nucleotides. RefSeq lists its product as hypothetical. Gene Ontology annotation, cellular component: mitochondrion. The record is from RefSeq and is a predicted model, not a curated record. The transcript has 3 exons. Gene Ontology annotation, biological process: protein modification process. Lineage: Eukaryota; Bigyra; Opalinata; Blastocystidae. Bases 1 to 525 code for a protein of 174 amino acids.
AUGGGUCUUUCUGGAAAGGUUGAGAAACUAAUAAACGUGGAAAAAGCGAAGGAACUUAAGCUUCCUGUAAUUAAGCGAUUUUCGGGAGGUGGCACUGUGGUAGUCGAUAAUUCCACGUUCUGUCUCACGUUCAUUCUAAAUAAGAAGGACUUUCCCUCUCUUGUGUUCCCCAAGCCGCUGAUGGACUGGAGCGGUUCCUUCUACAGCAACGUAUUCAACCGGAUCAACGUCUCUUCGUUUGCGCUGCGAGAGAACGAUUAUGUGUUUGGAGAGCAGAAGUUCGCUGGAAACGCGCAGAGCUUUUCGAGCGACCGAAUGUUGCAUCAUACGUCGUUUCUCUGGGACUUCAAGGAUGAGAUGAUGGAGGCGUUGAAGCACCCCGAAAAGCAGCCGGCUUAUCGUCGACAGAGAGAGCACACUUCCUUCCUCACGCGCAUGAAGGAUCAUGUGCCCUCCAAGCAAGGCUUUUUGGAUGCUUUUCUCGUAUUUCUUGAGUCGAACGAGUUCCGGUGUAGGCGGAAGUGA